Thermothielavioides terrestris NRRL 8126 is the source of this 1680-nucleotide messenger RNA. RefSeq lists its product as uncharacterized. NCBI's taxonomy places the organism in Eukaryota, Fungi, Ascomycota, Sordariomycetes, Sordariales, Chaetomiaceae. Bases 1 to 1680 code for a protein of 559 amino acids. The record is from RefSeq and is a predicted model, not a curated record. Gene Ontology annotation, cellular component: cytosol. Gene Ontology annotation, biological process: glycerol catabolic process. Gene Ontology annotation, molecular function: glycerone kinase activity. The transcript is spliced from 4 exons.
AUGUCUUCAAAGCACUACUUCCCCUCUUCCUCGGCGACGUCGCUGGUCCCCCGCUACCUGUCAGCGCUCGUUCGUGAGCACCCGCAGCUCGAGCUCAUUCCUUCCCAGCGAGUCGUCUACAAUCCAUCGCACGACCGCUCCUGUGUUGCCGUCAUCUCUGGAGGCGGUUCGGGACACGAGCCUUCGUGGUCUGGCUUCGUCGGAGAUGGCCUCCUCGCCGCCGCGGUGUGCGGAGAUAUCUUCGCGAGUCCCAGCACCAAGCAAGUUCUUGCGGCGGUUGAUGCUGUACCAAGCGACGCGGGCGUCAUCUUGAUGAUCACCAAUUACACCGGCGAUAAGUUGCACUUUGGCCUAGCGGCGGAGCGCGCCAAGGCGGCAGGUACAUGCGGUGGUGGCAGAAUAACCGUUCUACCAUCGACAGACGAUGUCAGCAUUGGAAGGAGUCGGACCAAGGCCGUGGGGAGGCGAGGCAUGCCCGGACAUGUCAUCACAUUAAAAAUCGUGGGAGCCGCGGCAGCCAGCAAGCGCUCCUUUGACGAGUGCGUCGCUAUCGGACUCGCCGUCAACGACCAGCUCGUGUCGAUUGGUUCGUCCCUCGAUCAUUGCCAUGUACCGGGGCGAGAGAACCAUGAGUCGCUGGGCGACGACGCAUGCGCAAUAGGCGCCGGAAUACACAACGAGCCAGCCCAACAAGAGAUUAGCCCCUUUCCUUCGGUGGAGGAUGUGGUAGACCGCUGCCUGCGCCUUCUUUGCGAUCCCGCCGACGCCGAGAGGGCCUUCGUCGACUUCAGCAACGCCGACGAUUCGAUCGUACUGCUCGUCAACAACUACGGCGGACUCUCGAAUCUAGAGCUUGGGGCGCUGACCGACGAGGUCCUGAGGCAGCUCGAGGCAAAGUGGCGCAUUCGCCCCGUAAGGAUAUUGAGAGGGAAGUUCGAGACCUCAUUGAACGCUCCAGGCUUUUCGAUUUCCCUAUGCAACCUCUCGAAAGCUGCAAGGAGCUGUAAUCUCUCAGCACAGGAGCUGCUUGACCUCCUUGAUGCAACCACGAAUGCUCCGGCGUGGCCCAGACAUACCUCAGCCACAACAGCACGACAAGGCCGGAAGAAUGGAGAGCAGAGAAUGCACGUCUCCCAAAGUACCGCCGCUAACAAACGAGCAGUUGAUGCCGGCAGCCUUGACGCACUCAUUAGGGGCAGCUGUACGGCGGCGAUUGCGGCAGAACCCGAUCUCACGCGAUGGGAUAUGGUGAUGGGCGACGGAGACUGCGGCGAGGCGGUCAAGCGAGUGUGCGAGGCCCUCAUCUCGAUUCUCGACAAAGGUGCCGCUCGCGGGGGCUCGCUUUUGAAGCUUCUCUUCGCCGCUUCAGACGCCGAAACCGUCGCCAGGGCUCUCCAGGCGGCGGUUGAGGUUCUGAAGAAGCACACAGCAGCCAGGGAAGGGGACCGUACAGUGAUUGAUGUGCUCUUGCCGUUCGCGGAAGCCUUCUCACAGUCACUUGACUUCCAACGGGCGGUGAACGUGGCCAUGGAGAAGGCAGAGGCAACGAGGUAUCUGAAGCCCAAGUUUGGCCGAGCCACGUAUGUUGGCAAGGAGGAGGAGCUCCCUGAUCCCGGUGCCUGGGCGCUUGCCGUGUUCCUUCGAGGAAUGUGGAACGCCUUGCAAGCCCACCAGGAAUAG